UAUGUGGCAUCCCAUUAAGAUAUUGGAAAAUUAAAAACCCAUGGCUGCAACACAACUUAAACCAUGUUUGGUACUGCUGUUGACCUUCUCUGUACUUGCUUUUGCUUCAGCCAUAUCCAGAAAUAGAAUCAAAUCCUUGAACCAAAUCAGAGAGGUGAACCGAAAAGGCCCAUACAUUGGCCUCAUCACAGUGAUUGCCACUGAGGAAGAUGCGUUUUUCGCUUCAGGUUCUUUCAAACCUGAUCCCAAGUUCCCUUUCAUCGAUCUCUCAGGAAGAAGAUUUCGGUUUGGAGUGGUUCGUGGGAGAAAAGUCGUGUACGUCCGAUGUGGGGAGGGAAUGACUAAUGCAGUUGCAGCCACACAACAAAUGGCUGACCUAUUUGAUAUAAAAGGGAUUAUCCAUUUCGGCAUUGCUGGCAAUACAAAUAACUCCAUGUCCAUUGGAGAUGUUACCAUCCCAAACCAAAUUGCUCAUACUGGGCUUUGGGAAUGGUUUAACACAAAUGGAACCCUGGAUUCUGCUGAUGUUGCUCAGCUGGAAAUUGGAGACUACAAUGUCCCAAAAGGGAAUGGAACCAAUCUAUUAGGUCAUAUUGGGUACAUGGAAGAGGAAUACUAUUCAGUAGCAGGGGAACCAAACGUUGCUGAAUCACUGCUUUGGGCAAAUAUAAGUCUACAAUGGCUUCAGCUUGCUUCCAAUUUGGAGGGUAUGAAACUAGAGCAGUGUGUGAAUUCAAGCUUGUGCCUAACGGAAAGACCCAAGCUAGUGGUGGGACUAAGGGCUUCAACAUCCAACAUUUUUCUGGAUAAUGCAGCUUACAGGGACUUCCUUUUCCAAAAAUUUGGGGUUUCUUCAGCUGAUAUGGAGAGCGCAGGUGUAGCCAUGACAAGCUUGUCAAAUGGGUAUCCAGUGAUAGUAAUAAGAGGGCUAUCAGAUUUAGCAGGAAACCAAGAAGGAGACAAUGCUGUUAGAAAAUUUGGGGGACUUGCUGCUGUUAACAGUGUUAAAGCUGUUUUAGGCUUUAUUCGUAAUCUACCUUCGAGUACACGUCGAUGGAGUUGAAGUCUUUGCCCGUAACACAAUCUUUCGACUAAACUUGCAUGUUGAUGAGGCUAAAGUGUCAGCCCGUAGCAUUAUCUCUCGACUAAAAUUGCGCGUUAAUGAAGCUAAAGUCUCGGCCCGUAACACCAUGUCUGCUUCAAAAUAAUUAGUGGUGGUAUUAUGUAAUUUCUUAAAAAAUAAAAUAAAAUGUAUUGGGACAUUUUUUUUCGUGUAUUUAUUAUUAUUUAUGAUAAUGACUUGCUAUUAUUUCA
Molecule: messenger RNA, 1314 nt
Organism: Gossypium raimondii (Peruvian cotton)
Lineage: Eukaryota; Viridiplantae; Streptophyta; Magnoliopsida; Malvales; Malvaceae
Product: bark storage protein A
Exons: 6
Coding region: 41-1063 (340 amino acids)
Biological process (GO): nucleoside metabolic process
Molecular function (GO): catalytic activity
Source: RefSeq, a predicted model, not a curated record